AUAAAAAAAACCCUUCUUUUCGUUGAAGCCGAAGGAUGAUAAAUUUGGGCUUUCCGAGGUAUUUACCAUACACUAUUCGUAGGCUGUCCGGACAAGGCUCACCUCAUAAAGGAUAAAGCCAGACUCCACCACGGUCCACGGCAAAGCCCAUCCAUACCUGUUUAAGCUUUACAAGCGGGCUUCAUACAGAAAGCCUAAAGCUAUGUUUGAUGACAUGAUCACACGAGUUACAUGAAAACACAAAAAGCUAAUUUCAGUAGCCUCUUCAAUGCGGCUUAACCAAUGCAGCUCAAUCAAAGCUGCUCCCAAACGCGCUCUGCAUCUGUCGCGAUCGUGGCGACUCCGAUUAAUUGGGCGCUCUGCAUCUGCACGUGCAUCGAACGCGCGUUGUGCGAGCAUUCCCUUGCCUUCUGAAUAUCUGUCUUUCCCGCGACAUAUUUCCUAUCUGAAUUGCACGAACACCGUGUCUGAGGCCCGAAGCUCCAAAUCUAGUUCUCGAUGGCAGAAUCUCCUCGCACGUUGUCAAUUUCUUUUGUAUUUACCUCAUUUUAAGCUCACCAAGCUUCACCAAUGGCUGCCACCAGAGCUUAUCUCCUUCCGGCAUCAGUUUCCGAACGCGACCUCUCACUCUUUCCCUUCUUCAACCUUACUUCAUAUCAAAGGGUAUCACCGCCUUUUAAACUCAGUUUCCCGUUUCAUCACACCAAUAAACGGAUUUUUCUACGUACUAGUGCUGUAUGCGCAGAGGUAACACAACGAAAACCAAACGUUUCAAAGGUUGAAUCCUCAGAGACCGACGCGAUAUCAGUUCUUAACGAAAGAAUUCGUCGGGACUAUGGGAAGAGAGAGGCAUCGAGAACUACCAUGGAUUCUGAAGAAGCAGAAAAGUAUAUACAAUUGGUGAAGGAACAACAACAGAGGGGGAUGCAGAAGCUAAAGGGGRACAGGGAAGGGAAAGGUGAGGGGUUUGGUUACAAAGUCGACCCCUAUACGCUUCAUUCGGGUGACUAUGUGGUGCAUAAGAAGGUGGGAAUUGGGAGGUUUGUGGGGAUUAAAUACGAUGUCCCGAGGGAUUCCACGGAGCCCAUUGAGUAUGUCUUUAUCGAGUACGCGGACGGGAUGGCGAAGCUUCCAGUGAAGCAGGCGGCGAGGAUGCUCUACAGAUAUAAUCUUCCAAAUGAAACAAAAAAGCCUCGGACAUUAAGCAAAUUAAGCGACACAAGUGCAUGGGAGAGGAGAAGGAUAAAAGGGAAGAUUGCCAUUCAGAAAAUGGUUGUUGAUUUAAUGGAGUUGUAUUUACAUAGACUAAAACAAAGAAGGCCUCCAUACCCAAAGUGUUCUGCCAUGAAUGAAUUUACUGCUGAAUUUGCUUAUGAGCCAACACCUGACCAACAACAGGCUUUCAUUGAUGUAGAAAAAGAUUUAACUGAGAGGGAAACCCCAAUGGACAGAUUGAUUUGUGGAGAUGUUGGAUUUGGGAAAACUGAAGUUGCCUUACGUGCAAUCUUUUGUGUUGUCUCAGCUGGGAAGCAAGCAAUGGUUCUGGCACCAACAAUUGUUCUAGCCAAACAACACUUUGAUGUGAUAUCUGAGCGUUUUUCUAAGUAUCCUAAUAUCAAGGUUGGGCUUCUGAGCAGGUUUCAGACCAAGUCAGAGAAAGAGGAGCAUCUUUCAAUGAUUAAAGAUGGCCAUCUUGACAUCGUUGUUGGAACUCAUGCACUUCUUGGAAGCCGGGUUGUUUAUAAUAAUCUUGGCCUUCUUGUUGUUGACGAGGAACAGAGAUUUGGUGUCAAGCAGAAGGAGAAGAUUGCUUCAUUCAAAACUUCAGUUGAUGUUCUCACACUUUCUGCAACACCUAUUCCACGCACCCUUUACCUAGCACUAACUGGGUUUCGUGAUGCUAGUUUAAUUUCAACACCACCUCCAGAACGAGUUCCCAUAAAAACUCAUCUUUCAGCAUAUAGUAAGGCUAAGGUUUUAUCAGCCAUCAAGUUUGAGCUGGACCGCGGAGGCAAAGUUUUCUAUGUUCUGCCCCGUAUUAAAGGACUAGAAGAAGUGAAAGAAUUUCUUAGUCUGUCAUUUUCAAAUGUUGAAAUAGCUAUUGCGCAUGGAAAGCAAUACUCAAAGCAGCUGGAAGAAACCAUGGAAAAGUUUGCACAGGGAGAUAUUAAGAUUCUUAUAUGUACAAAUAUAGUUGAAAGUGGACUUGAUAUUCAGAAUGCAAACACUAUAAUAAUUCAAGAUGUUCACCAAUUUGGCUUAGCACAGUUGUACCAGCUGCGUGGAAGGGUGGGGCGGGCAGAUAAAGAAGCUUAUGCACAUUUAUUUUACCCUGACAAAUCACUGCUAUCUGAUCAAACAUUGGAGAGGCUUUCAGCUCUUGAAGAGUGUCGGGAUCUUGGGCAAGGUUUCCAACUUGCAGAGAGAGACAUGGGUAUAAGAGGAUUUGGGAAUAUUUUUGGUGAACAGCAGACAGGAGAUAUUGGAAAUGUAGGCAUUGAUCUCUUCUUUGAAAUGCUUUUUGAGAGUUUGUCCAAGGUUGAAGAGCACCGGCUGGUCUCGGUUCCUUACCAUAGUGUACAGCUUGAUAUAAAUAUCAGCCCCCACCUCCCGUCAGAGUACAUAAAUCAUUUGGAUAAUCCCAUGGAAAUAAUUAACGAGGCUGAGAAAGCUGCGGAGGAAGGUGUUUGGAGUUUGAUGCAAUUCACAGAGAAUUUGCGGCGCCAAUAUGGAAAAGAACCAUGCUCCAUGGAGAUACUAUUGAAAAAGUUGUAUGUAAGGAGGAUGGCAGCGGACCUGGGAAUCACUAAAAUAUAUGCUUCAGGCAAGAUGGUUGGUAUGGAAACAAAUAUGAAUAAGAAGGUUUUCAAAUUGAUGACAGAGUCAAUGGCAUCUGAUGUUCAUCGGAAUUCUCUAGUUUUUGAGGAUAACCAAGUAAAGGCAGAGCUUCUUUUGGAGCUACCAAGAGAACAACUCCUUAAUUGGAUAUUUCAAUGCUUGGCUGAAUUACAUGCUUCACUACCAGCCCUCGUAAAAUACUGAUUGUAUAUACUGGACAGCAAAUACUUGAUGUGCUUUUUCCUUUGACUCACCCCUGGGUAGAUCAAAAUUGCAUAUUAUCAUGUGGCAGAGCGUCAUAGAAGUCAGAGAACUCGCAUUAUCCUGCACUGAAGUCCUUAGAAUGUUACCACUUGGAUUCCAAAGCUGGGUUGCCCUAGUAUGGAUCAUGUGAAGUUACAAUUCUGUGAGUUUAAAGCAUCAGAAAGAUGAAAGUUGAUAUGGAUUCGAAACUUAGUAUACGGUGGGGGUGGAGUCUGAUAAAAACCACAUUAUUUACCUACAGGAUUUUAGUAUAAAUAGAGUGCGUGGGGUGCAUAGGUGGACUUCAAAUGCAUGUUCUAUGGCAUAAGACAAUGAUUCACAAGGUCUAGAAGAGAAAGCUGCAGUUGAAACUUCAAAUUUUACUGAGUUCACCACCAUCAAUUGUAGGCUUUUAAUUGUAGUGAACUACCCGAAUAUGCGAUAUAUACACGACCUUGGUUGCUAGGAUUUGGAUCCAAAAUAUUGUAUCUGAUUAUGAUAUGGUCCAUGGGUUAAAGGCCUUAUUAGAGGCCGGUUCUGGCUAAUGGGUACUCAAUAAACAUAUAUGAACACUGAUCAGGAUAUUUAUAAAUGCGGAAUGAGUAAAUUCAAAUUAUUUUCCUUUUUCUUUCA
Molecule: messenger RNA, 3714 nt
Organism: Nelumbo nucifera (sacred lotus)
Lineage: Eukaryota; Viridiplantae; Streptophyta; Magnoliopsida; Proteales; Nelumbonaceae
Product: DEAD/DEAH box helicase
Biological process (GO): DNA repair
Molecular function (GO): ATP binding; nucleic acid binding
Source: RefSeq, a predicted model, not a curated record